UCGAAGAAUUGUUCACAAAAUUUGAUUCCUUCGUCAGCUGUGAGAUGAAGAGCGCAGGAUAUGGAUUUGUGAAGUUUGAGAAAUCGUCUGAUGCCGAAGAUGCCAUAUCGCAGUACGAUGGGUAUGAGCUUGAGGGCAAUAAGCUCAGGGUCCAACAUGGGAGGUCACAAGCAGGUCGAAGAGGCGACGAUCGCGGAGGAUAUGAUGGUGGCCAAGGCUCUCGAGGUCCUCGCCCAACUGGCCAAAAUCGGGUCUACGUUGACGGCAUCGAUGAAAAGACGAGCUGGCAAGAUCUCAAAGAUUUUGCAAGGAAAGCCGGCAACCCGGCCUAUACGGACACGGUCAUGGAUUCGAAGGGCAAGUACGGAGUCAUUGAAUACAGGACUGCAGAAGAUUGCUACAGUGCAUGUCGCAUGCUUGACGGAACCAUGAUCGGCAGCUGCAAAGUUCGCGUUUACGAGGGAGCGGAGGUAACCCUCGAGAACGCAGUGCAGGACGCAACGGUGGUUCAGACAGAUAUGAGGAUAGAGGACCCCGAGGUUCUGAUAGGAGGGAUUACCCUGACCGCUAUGAACGUGGUGCUGGGGAUCGCUACGGUGACAGAUACCCACAAGGGGGUCGCAACGACCGUCCUCCCAUGGAUCGCGGCGGCUAUGAUCGCGGUGGCUACGACCGUGGUGGCUAUGAUCGCGGCGGUUACGAUCGCGGAGCCCCGCCGCGCGGAGGUCCAGAUCGCUAUGAACGAGGUGGGCCUGACCGCGGAGGCUACGGCGACCGCGGAGGCUACGGCGACCGUGGAGGUUACGACCGCGGAGGUUAUGACCGCGGAGGCCCUCCUGUGCGUGGAGGCGGCGGUUAUGACAGGCCCCCCAUGGGCGGCGGCCGCCCCAGGUCGAGGAGCCCAGUGCGGCCGAGGAGCCCACGACAGAGGUAGAGAGAAUGGCGAGUCUGCCACGAGGCUGACAGGACGCAGAUCUCCUCCUCGCCGCGGCGCAUCCCCUGUUCGGUAG
Molecule: messenger RNA, 1010 nt
Organism: Guillardia theta CCMP2712
Lineage: Eukaryota; Cryptophyceae; Pyrenomonadales; Geminigeraceae
Exons: 10
Coding region: 45-1010 (321 amino acids)
Cellular component (GO): nucleus; ribonucleoprotein complex; cytoplasm
Molecular function (GO): mRNA binding
Source: RefSeq, a predicted model, not a curated record